AUUCUCGGUUUCAUGUGCUCGCAGCGAAAUCAUCCUGGUUCCCCUUGGCCCAUUGUCUAUCGAUCAGCUUCGUCACUCGCAAUUCUUUGAAAAUAGUUGUUUUGAUGCAGUUAGUACGAAAACCAAGCGUCGACUCCGCUGUUGUACUGGAAAAAUCGUAGUAGUUUUACUAGCUGGCGCAAGUCCAAGUUUGAAUUUGAUUUUUUUGCGAUAUAAUUACGCACGACCUUUUUCAUCUUCUCGGCUUCUAUUGCAAUAAAAUAGCAAAAAGAGCUGUAAGUAUGGCAGCGACCACCGCUUGUGGUCGCGCGAAAUUGCGGCGCGCUUCGCGACCGCUUUGCGACACCCCCCUAUUGUCUUUGGAACCGCGACGCGUCGCCCCGAUGAACAUGAUGUUGAAGACAAGGUCGACAUUGAAAUGGCUGACUCCCGCCUCAGGUCAUCACCAACGUCCAACUUCAUUCAGUUCAUCGUCAACAUCGUCUUCGUCCGCAGCUGCUCCGUUGCAGCGCUAUAUGUCCUCGUUUUCAAGCAAAAAGCGAGCCUCCCCGGCAUCUGCGGCUCUGCAAGAGGAAGAAGGAGGCCGCGGUGCCGCUCCAUCGGUGUUGGCAUCUUCCGCAGCAUCUUCAUCUUCAUCAGCGCAAACCAGUGCAGCGGCGCCAUCUGCCGCAUCCGCAACAAGUGCAAGAAAUGGCGGCUCGACGUCGUCGUCCUCAUCCUCUUCCUCCAAGUACGUGCGCUAUGGAGAUGAGGCCACUUUCUUGAAGAUGAUCCGCAAGCCUCCGGAAUUUUUCAGCCAGGUCAUUGAGGGUCUGAAGCACGACUUUGAGCAGAUCGGGGUCAUUGGCGAACAGACAUCCACAUCCUCCACGUACACAACAGCAGUGGGGACGACCUUAGACUUCGACGUCCAGCGGGAGAACAUUCAGCAACUCCUGGCGUCCAAGGAGCAGCGAGACAGCUACCGGCGAACGAUUUUUACGAACGUGGCCUUCAGUAAACCGGUAUCCGCGAACUUCGCGAAGUCGGCACUGGCACUGCCGACCAUGGGCAGCAGCAUUUACUCCCACAUGUUCGCGGGAAUCACCGAAUUUUCGCGCCAAAAAUUGGCGCUGGAGGUGGAGAAUCACGCCGACAAGCUGCACACCGUUCCCGCGUUCAAAGUGCCAACCUUCUACCGAGAGAAAUUCAACCUUGCCACCUACUACCGCACGCCCAUAUUGGUGGAGGAACUGGAUCGACUCGGGUUUACGCCAGACCAGCAGUACGAGGCUUUGGCGAAAGCUUUUUUCUUGCAGUACUGGUCGGGAGACUAUCCGGCGGACCCGCUUAUCUUCAAUCCGCUAGUUCGCGUCUUCUACCCACAAGGACACCACAUCAUCUCUGGAAGCAACGACCUAGGGUAAGUACUUACUUACUAUGGCGGUGCUCUUUCCACAGUUUUGAUUUUGAAUUGAACGCACUGUGUAGGAAGAAAUUUAAAUUCUUUAUUUUUCGUUUGUAUUUGUAGUAGUUACUAGUUAGUGUGCUGCUGUAUUAACUCACUCUGGCUCCUCCCGCAGCAUUCAUACAGUGCAGCUGGCGCAAAAAAGAAUAGUCAGUGGUCUUUUGCGCCCGCACUAUGCAGCGAGCGUCGUUUAUUCGAUUCUACUUUAUUCCUUUGAAAUCCCUCACUUCUAUUUGUACUUCCCAUUGCGAUCUCAGGCGCGAGACCGAAUUUCAAGCGGCUAAGCUGUACGCGCAGGGCAUCGAGGGUGAGGCGAACCCGGGGCUUACGAUCGUGAAUUUCGGUGACACGGGCGCCUUUACCGAUGGCGCGGUGCAUGCCUUCCAACACGCGAUCGAGGCUAAGGAGCGGGGCCUGAAGAUGCCCCUUGUGUUCCUGGUGACCGCUAACAACAGCUCGAUCUCGUCGCGGAUUGCCUUGGACGACCCGCACGCGGCGGUAAAGCGCAUUGAGGACCGCUUCACGAGUUUCGGGUUUGCGGGCCGCACCACGGAGGCGGAAGACGUGGCGGGCGGGCUCGCCGCCAUCCGGGCUUGUGUGGAAGACACGCUCGAAACCGGAAGGCCCAGUUACUGCAUUUCUUCCUUCCCCUUCCGCCCCCUCGGGCACGCAUCCGACGGCCACCCGGGGGCGGACCCCUUUCUCCUGUACCAGUUCGACACCUUCAAGCAGACCAUUUUCAACCAGGUGGUCGCCGCCGCGGACAAGGGUACCCCCGGCGCCAGCCUGGCCAACGAACUGGGACAGAUCACGGACGCGAUCGAGAAAGCCGUUUCCUCCGCUAUGAUCGGCGACAAGCAGUUGACGAACCAGCAGAUUUUUUCGCUUGCUUCCAGUGGGGGCGCCGGUGUGUCGCAGGACUACGACACGGACAUUGACAAGGGAGCUGUGUUCGACCUGCCGGCCAGUUACCUGCUGGGAAAAUCGUCCGGCGGAAAAGGGGCCAAAAACGCGGGGUUUGCGGGGCUCGGCAACGAAAUCUACGCCCGCGCGUUGGACCGGGUGAUGCAAAACUGCGAAGCGGAAAGCCGGACCGUCCGGUACGUGCACCAAGAAAACCACGCGCCCGGUACGGCGGACACGCGGGGCGGCGUUUACGGCGAGUUGAAUAAUGUUUCGGAAAAAUUUUUGAAGAAAAAUUUCCACGCCUUGCUACCCAACGAGGCACAGGUCGCCCAAGUUGGAGCGGGCCUGCGUGUGAGCUUACCCGAAAACAAUCUGGUUUUCGUCAAGGGGCCGCACACAAUUUUCAACGAGCACGCCCGAGAUCACUUGAAAUAUGGGGCCUUUCGCUUUUAUGACAGCGGGGAGCAGGCCAACUACAUUUACAUCAUGGAUGGGGGAAGUUUGGCGGUGCGCGAACGGGAGAAAGUGCCGGCAUCUCUUUCCAGCGAGGUGACCGAAAUGGUGGACCGCGACAUCAUUCUGGCGCGUGUGGGCGAGCACCACAACACGCCCGAGUAUUCUUCCUACACCGGGGACGCAAACACGACCUGCGCGCUGCCGCUCGACAUGAACUUGUUCGAAGCCAUGUUACCCGCCAUGGUCAACCUGCACGAUCAGGGACGGAUGGUGUUGUGCUUCGCGCCCACCGCCGCGUUCGGGGCGUUGCACUCCAAAUUGCCACUACAGAGUGUUGUUGACACCAGUACGCCCAUCGGAGAAUCCGAUCGCGGUUUAGGGGUCGAAGACGUCCUGCGCGUUUCGAUUGCCGAGAAUGUACACGAUGCACAAGAAGCUGCUUCGACAUCAGCCGCAAGUAAGGAGCUGGUCGUCGUUUCCUGGGGACCUGACGUGAAGUGGGUUGCGAAGAGUCUCAGCGACCAUGCAAAUGAGCUGCAGGCGCGUGCCACAUCGCUGUACGUUCUCAGCUACGCUGCGGCACCCGACGCCUUGGCGCGGGAACUGGCGGGCAAAGCCGAGAAGAACGCGAACCUCGAGGUGUUGCUGGUGGACCCGAACCCGAACUCCGGAAUUUUAGGUCCCGUGGCCGCGGCACUGAGGCGCAAGGUGCAGAAGCUCUCCCCAACGGCAUUGGACUCCAUGGUGUUUUCGGAAUGCACCCCGCUGCCGGCUUUUGUUCCCUACGGUUUGGGCACGGCACUCCUGAACGCCGAUCACCUGCAAGAAACGCUGACGCAACGGGGAUUCUUGGUGCAUGCGGGUGUUGGUACUUCUCAGGAACGAGCUCCGAGUAGAGCUAUGGGGUAUCCGUCUGCAGCGCCAACCACGUCGAGUACUAGUAGUAGUUCUGGUUCUACUUCUUCUUCGAGUUCUACCACAACUAGUACUUCAGCGGAACCAGAAGACGUUCUCGCCCCGAUUGCGGCGGAGAACGCAAUCAUUCGGUUUUUGAAGCAAGUUGGCGACACGGUGCAGGCAGACGAAGCCAUUGCGGAACUGGAGACCGACAAGGCCAGCAUUGAGAUCGUCUCGCAAGUGGCGGGAACGAUCGCCGAAUUCCACGUCAAAGAGAUGGAAGAAAUCGACGUGACUGAAAUCACUAGGGUUUGCACGAUUCUGCCCUUAGACGAGGUCGACAACGCCGAAGCCGCAAAGCCUGCGGCACUACAGCCGAACUUGGACCAGUUUCGCAGUGUGAGCUCACAGCUGCAUGCUAUCCCGCCCGCAGCAGCAUUGGGAAACAACAAGAACGCCAGUGGGGACACGUCGACGAACGGAAAAGAAGUAGCGUUAUCAACGAUGCAAAAGAGCAUGGUGCGAAACAUGACGGUACAGCCCACGGACUCACUCACCUUCGGCAUGUCGGAAACAGUGGACUUCGUCCGGUUUUUGGACAAGGCGAAGCAGGAAGCAAAGGUCUCGCCGACUACACUGCUGGCCAAGCUCUUCGGAGACGCUAUUGCUGCCACACAGUUGAAUCGCAAACUGAACACGGAGCGGACGGCUUUUCUGGACUUCUCGCAAACCAAUAGCGUGGACCUAGGUAUAUAGCUUUUCAUUUUCCCGGUUGUUGUAGUCCACGACACUGAAUUUUUUCAACACGAAAAAAGUGACCCAAAGAUAGGAAAAACGCACUCACCUACAUUCUUGUGACAGUAGAAAGAGUUCUUUGAGUUGUAGAAAUACUAGAAAACCAAAAACAUUCAUACGGUCGAAAGCAAGAAGACGUGUGAAUAACAAUAACUCCAGGUCUCGCGAUCACAGUCGACAACCAACUGCGCGUAGCGGUUCUCCGGGACGUAAAUCAAAAAUCAGUAGCAGAGAUAGCUGCGGACAUUGCUGCCUUGAAGGAGCGCGGGUCGAAAUUGACACCCCAGGACCAAGACCUCUCCAAUGUUUGCUACGUCCUGACCACUCUCGGCAAGGAUGCGCCGGUGGAAGUAAAUCCAACUUUGCCGAGGGGCAUGACGGCCAUUCUGGGAGUCGGGCGCACAGACGCUGAAAAAAGAGCCAAGUUUACCAUGAACGUCUGCCAUGCGACGCUGAACGGAGCAGAGGGCGCUACUGUCCUGAUGGAACUCGUCCAAAAAGUCGCGGCCUACUGA
Amoebophrya sp. A120 is the source of this 5016-nucleotide messenger RNA. NCBI's taxonomy places the organism in Eukaryota, Dinophyceae, Syndiniales, Amoebophryaceae. The record is from the annotation of a GenBank genome assembly.